This is a messenger RNA of Pleuronectes platessa (European plaice), 6309 nucleotides long. Its product is annotated as E3 SUMO-protein ligase ZBED1. The record is from RefSeq and is a predicted model, not a curated record. Bases 3829 to 5967 code for a protein of 712 amino acids. The transcript has 3 exons. NCBI's taxonomy places the organism in Eukaryota, Metazoa, Chordata, Actinopteri, Pleuronectiformes, Pleuronectidae. Gene Ontology annotation, molecular function: DNA binding; protein dimerization activity.
ACUGCACUGCUGAAGUACAUUUAACUUGACUUAUUUAUAAGAAAAAAAGCCAACAAUCCCAGGAGUUUCAUGUAUAGUUUAUAUAUCAGAGCUUAAAUUUUUUACCUUCUUCUUCCUCUUCUGCCUUAGAAGGGCAUUCAGUGUGAGCUUGUAUGUAUGUACAAAAUCGUCCAGUCUGGUUAGCCGUCUCCGUUGAAAGCGGAUCUUUUUGAGGUCCCACUGGCUUUUCUCCAUUAUUCCUUGUGUUUUGGUGUCUUUGGUGUAAUUCUGGAGUUCAACAUGUACAGUACGUUAUAUAACAUACAAAUGGCUUCAUUCACCUUAUUUGCAUUCAAAUCUGUAAUAUCCAGGAUUGAAUAAUGCAAUGUUUUUCAAUUUUUUCGAACAGAUCUUUUGUGUUAUAGUACCUGUGUGGGUUUACGGGCAGUAUUUUGAACUUUUGAGUAAGCCUGUCAUACACAGGACCCGUUCCGUGGCGUCCAAGGUCACCUGCCAAAAGAUAAUUCAACUUAAAUUUAUUUACUGAAUAAGCUAUUAAAACAAACAUGUAUCAAAGCAUAUGCCAUAGAAGAGGACUAACCCAGGAGUAAGCCAGACCAAAGAGCAGCCUGAGGAAAGAAGUAUUUCAGCAAUGUUGGAAUGAAUGUUGGGCUGAAAUAGACAUUCGGAUCCCCAUCUUUCUCAAGCUCUGCCCUCUGAAUGACUACCUCAAAAUGAUGUUUGAACGUUGUUGGUCCCACAUCAUUCUAGAAAAAAUAAUAAGAAAAUUUUUUUUUUUCUUGAGUUGGAUCUUGGAAACAAAUGUAAACCGUCAUUCCUUAAGGAUUGUAGUCAAUUAGCAUUUUGCUAUAAUUAUGGAUGUGAAUACAGUCCUAACAAAGACUACAAUUAAUUAUUGCUAUAAAACGGGUGGAAAUUGAGACAAUGAUCACAUACCACAAAGUCUUGCUCCACAAUGUUUGUGUCAUCAAUGCCAGUAUGUCCUGCUUUUAACAACAGCCUCUGGAGAUUUUGGAGGCUGUGGGAUUUUGGAGGUUCACUGUGGGAACUGGAAAACACCAUGGCAGCACUGAUGACAACUUCAUCCAUGUCUUUAAGUGUUGUAGCCUGGGACAUGAGGCCAAACACAUGCAUUGCCAGGUGGUAAUGUUGGGAGGCACUGCAAGGACAAAGCUUGUAAAAUAAGUUUUACAGAGAUUUCCCAUGUUAUGAUGUUAGAAAAUGUUCAGCAUAUACAGCAAUCACUCACUGUUUUCGGCAUAGGUCCUUUGGAUCUUUCAUCACAUGACUCAAGCAGCGAUGCAAAUUCGGAAGCCCUAUUCAGUCCUCUUGCCCUUGUCCGGUUGCAAUGUCAUAGUACUUGCACAGCAGUUCCUGAAGGCUCACUCCACAGAAGUUGUAGGAGAGUGCCUGCAGGAGGACUAUGGAGCCAUCACAGAUCAACAUUGCUGGCCUUUAAUCACUCUUCUUCCGUGGAGUCUUCUUAAGUCCGUCACAAAGGACCCCAGGAAAUACGACACGGAUGUUGUGGUGUGGUCAUUUGUCAGAUAAGUGGCCACAGGAACAGGGGAGGAUCCUUUUGAUGGAUGUCUCACCACCAUUUCAUACACAUAGAAUGGGGCAGUUUGCCCCUUUCCUUUGUGCACAAUGCUGCCCGUCGCAUCCAAAUAAACAAUGUCCGAUUUGCACCGCUCAUAAAACAAGUUGAGAGUCUUGUCAAACCAAUACAUAAUGCUUUUGGGCUGCAAUAUUAUUUUUUGGAUAACUGCAUCCUCUGAAUCUUGCUCUUGCUCUUCCUCCCGCAUAAUUUCUAAACUAAUCAUUUCGUUUUUGUGUCUUCUGUUUUUUUUCCGACUAUUGCAUGAGAGCGUUUUCAUGACACCGGUUGUAGGAACCUCAUCUCGACAUCCGGAUUCCACAACACUGUCCUCCAGGUUAUCCAACUUUUAUAAAUAUAAUGUUCUUGACAGUUUGGUGGUGAGGACAUCCGCUAUGCCAUAGCGUACCCCCAUUUGAGAACCACUGCGCUAUGGCAUCCCUUUCAUCUGCCCGCACCGGACGUCUUUGCAGCUCCUCGCUGUGUUGCCACACUCUGUCUCCACUAAAGGUCACAACCGCCUUGAGUGAUGACUCAUCUUGUACUUUCACCUGAAUUUUAACAGGGCAGUCAUUAAAAAGACAGUAGCCUGAACAAUAAAUUACAGGUGCAUUUCUAGUCGACCCAAUCGUUUGGACAUUCUGGUGCUUGAAUGCAAAGCUGCAAUGUGGAUGAAUGCUGCGGAUUCCAUUAGCAAUAAAAACAGUCCAGUUCAGCGUCCUCCUGAGUUUUUUCCAUUGAUUUUCAGUAAGAAAAAAAAAACAGGGUUGCUUAGGGAAUGGAUGAGAAAAGAAUUGUUCCUCAUAUUCUUUUUCAUCCGCUGAUGAUGAUGUUGUGGAGCCCUUGCCAUUGUCUGUUGUACAAUGGAACUGCAAAACACAGUAAAACAUAAUCAGCAUCAGUGAACAAGUUGUUGUGAAGUUGCCUAAUAACAGUAGAUGCACGUUAACCAUUGUUGUCACAGGGUAUUAUUUACUGGAUACCUAACAGUUCUUUUGUAGAACUUUCUAUCACCAUGAUUUGAAAAAACUGAUACAGUAUUCUGUAUUUCAUAACAAUUAUGUCAUUAUUGACCAUUGCAAUAUUUACCUCUGGAGUUUCCGCUGGAGUUGUCGAUGUAUGUGUAUUGGGCUGUUGGUGUACUGGCCCUACAGUAAUGUCAUCAGGCUGUGGGGAAACUGGCCAUGAAGUAUCAUAAUCAGGCUGUGGGGAAACUGGCCAUGAAGUAUCAUAAUCAGGCUGUGGGGAAACUGGCCCUGCUUUUUGUGGAGGCCUCACUGCUUCAUUGAUCUGAAACACAAUUUGAGUGAUUCUCAGAAUUUUCAUCUUCACAUCAAAGGAAACCUUGAAAUGAAUAAUUAGCUCAGGAAUGGAUGGAUUUCUUUACGAAGACAUGAUAUACUAAUAAAUAUUGAAAUGGUAAAAGUAAAACCUUUAUUACCUUUCUGUGUCGAUGAUAGGCAUGUUUAAGCCUCUUCCUAUUGAUAUUGCCGUUAGCAAUUCACAGAUCCUGGCAUGCUUCACCCCAGAAAGUUGUGUCAUCCUUUUCUUCAGCCUUAGCAUGAAGCUUAGCUGAGGCCUGAAGCUUUUCGAUGACCAACACAAUAGCCUCUGCUGUAAUGGAAACUCUUCUGGACUUAAAUUGAAAUAACAAGUAAAAUUUUUGGGUCAUUUAUAUAUAUUUAUAUAAGUUCAUGCUUGUGGCGAUAUUGGUCCUUAACAUUAAUUAUUUCAAAGUGAAUCCACCAAACCUUUUAAUAAUACCCCAGUGAAAAUGUAGCAUAAUGACAAAAUAAAAUGUCCCUUGUAAGCAAGCAAGUCUUUUCCUGACAUACUGUUUUUAAAUAAACAGAACAUUUGAAAAAGUUGGCAUUACUUUGUACUAAGAAAAGAAUAAGGAUGCACAAAAGUAUUUGUACUGUGGUAUUACGGUUUGUACAUGAAUGUUGAUUGUCAAGAGGGAAGAUGUAAUGUCCUAGACAACCAAUUAUAAAACUGGUUGAUGAUGAUAUGAUAUACGAUAUGAUGAAAUGCAAGCAAGGCUGUUGUGAAGUAAGGCUGUCUAUCUCUCCUCAGCUCAUUUAAGUCCCGGGGACAGCGCUGAGCCCCACUAUAGUUUAGACGUUUAAAUCGUUGCGUACUUACUAGGGCUGACCGAUAAAUCGUAUUUUCAUCGUCAUCGCGAUAUGAACAUGCGCGGUUAACACAUCGGAAAAGAUGCCUGAAACGCGAUGAAUAAAAAUCAUUUUAUUUACACGCGCCAUGUAUUCACACCCAGCAUGCGAACAUUUGACCUAUCAGAUGGAGCCCUGGAUACAUGCGCCAUGCAUUCACACCAUUUGGCCAAUCAGAUGAAGCAACAGCUAGCCGUCGGCGCCGGCAGCGUCCCCGGGUCCUAUGUUCCCCCGGGUCCUAUGUGUUCCGGAGCCACCCUCAAAUUAAUUGGUGUUAAUUUUGUGGCGACUGCGAGGCUAUGUAACACGAUGGCGGAGAAAGGAGAGAAUAGCGAGGAAAAUGUGGUUGACGAAGACCUUGUGGUGAAAAAGAACUGCACUUCUGCAAUUUGGAGUUAUUUUGGAUUCCGUAGCGACGACGUGUUACAAACACAGGUACUGUGUAAAACAUGCCGAACAGCUGUGGCAACUUCCAGAGGAAACACAACAAACCUCCAUCACCACCUGCAACACAACCAUAAAGAACUACACGAACAAUUCAAAGCUAGCCAAACCACAAAACCAAAAACGUUGAGUAGCAGCAAAUCUAAAACCUUGCAACAGUCCAUUUCUCAGAGUUUUGCGUGCGUGACUCCUUACGAGAAAACAUCCAAACGCCACGGAGAAAUAACAGAGGCCAUAACUCGUUAUUUGGCUAAGGACAUGAUGCCUAUAAACACAGUGACCAAAGAUGGUUUUGUGAGUCUGAUAAGGAAACUGGACCGAAGAUACAGCAUUCCAUCACGCAAUUAUUUUUCCCAAGUCGCCAUUCCAAAAAUGUACGACACAUGCAGGAAGACAGUGGAAUCGGAACUGGGUCAAAUUGAACACUACGCCUGUACCACAGAUCUUUGGUCCAGUCGAACGACAGAGCCCUACAUCAGCCUCACUGUACACUUCCUGGAUCAAGACUUUGAACUGAAAACGCGAUGUCUACAGACAGCCUACUUCCCCGGAGAACACACUGGGGAAAACAUUGCGUGUGGACUACGUGAGGCUUUGACCAGCUGGAAUUUGCGGGAAGAGCAGCUAGCUUGCAUCACCACCGACAACGGGUCAAACGUUGUGAAGGCCACCGAACUCAACCACUGGGUCAGACUUCAGUGUUUUGGCCACAGGCUGCAUCUUGCCAUCGAAAAUGCUGUUAAAGAUGACAGCCGCAUUGCCCGUGCUGCUGGGCUUUGUAAAAAAUUGGUGGGACAUUUCUCCCACAGCUGGAAGCAGAAGAUGGCACUGAAAGAAGCACAACAGGAGCACAACCUCCCAGAGCACUCACUCAUCACAGAAUGCCCAACUAGGUGGGGCUCGAGGCAAAAGAUGAUGGAGAGGAUCUUGGAGCAGCGGCAAGCCAUAUCUAAUGUCCUCUCGGCAGACCGAAAAACACGGCAUCUGGUUCCCUCCUGGCAGGACCUGGAUGUACUGGAGUCUGUAAACCUGGCAUUACACCCUUUGCAAGUAUUUACUGAUGCUCUUUCCGGGGAAAGCUAUGUGAGUGUUUCAUAUGUGAAACCAGUCCUUCAUCUCUUGAAUACAUCAGUUCUUGCAGAAAAGGAAGAUGACACCAAUUUAACCAAGACCAUUAAAGUGAAAAUCCUGGAUUACAUGAAUACAAAGUAUGAUGACCCAGCAACACAAGAACUUCUGGACACUGCAUCCUUCAUGGACCCCAGGUUCAAGGUCAGCUACAUCAGCAGCGAAAGAGUCCAAGACAUCAAGACCAGGGUGAUGUCAGAAAUGAAAGAAACAGCACGGAAGGAGGGAACACCUUCUGACAACACUGAGGCCCAAAGCAUGGAUCCACCCAGCAACAAGAAGGCAAAGCGAUCAUUGGGCAGUUUGCUCAAAACAAGUCCAGGCCCCACCACUCCCACCGCAUCUUCCAUGCAGCUGGAGCAAGCUCUUGAAGCUGAACUUAACAGCUACUUGCUGUCCCCCACCAUUGACAGUGAGGCAGACCCUUUGGCUUGGUGGAAACUCCACCAGGUCACCUACUCAAAGCUGAGCAAACUAGCUCGGAGGUAUCUUUGUAUAGCUGCCACUAGUUCACCCUCUGAGAGGCUAUUCAGCACAUCAGGGAAUGUGGUAACAUGUCAACGUGCAUGUUUGAAACCCAGCAAAGUCAACAUGCUGGUUUUCUUGGCCAAGAACUUGCCCUAAAGAAUAACUUGCCAUAAGGGUAGAUUUUUUUUUUCCUGAUUGUAUCUUGAUUUAGUUAUUUCAAUUUUCCCCCGCAUACUAUAGAUCUCUGCACCUUGUUGGGCGGAGUCGAGGGCCUUGAUGAUUGUAAUGGGAGACAUUAGUUAUUUUAAAUUGCCAUGCCCAUGUUUAAUUUAUAUUUAUUUAAUUAUUUAAGUUGUUUUCCCCCAGAUAUUUUUUUAUUUCAAGAGUUCAAUGGUUUUGUUCAGUUUAGAAGAAAAUAUUUUAAAUAGAGCAGGGGAAAUUAAACUUCGUUGGGUGUUCAUGUUGUGCACUUUGUUCAAUAAAAGUUAAAUAAAAUAA